GGUUGCAAACCAACUCCAAACACACACAGAAACGCUCUUUUUUUCGCUUUGUCUAUAAACCCUAUCUUGUACAACAAGCGAAAACGUCCUAGCUAGUUUGGCAGAAUAAUCAAUCGAUAUGACGAGACCAUUCUCUCCGGUGGUGUUUUUCUUCUUACUACUACUGCCGGCGAUAUGUUCAGCCACCGUAGAAAACGCGGCCGACUGUGCGGCAGUAGGAACGCUGAUAUCCUCGUGCACGGAGUUUGUGAAUUACGGGUACCCGGAUCCGAUACCCGGGUCACGUUGCUGCGACGCGAUGACCGUAAUCGGAACGUACUCUGAUUCGUUGGAGAAGAGAAAGUGGCUCUGUAACUGCUUCAUGGAUCUCAUCAAUGUCUAUAACCCUAACGCCACCGCCAUUUCUACUUUGUCUGGCUUCUGCGGCGUCGUUUUGGGCUUCACCAUCGAUCCUAACACCGAUUGCAACUUCAUUCAAUGAAAAUUCAAAGCUCAGUGGAUUCCAAACGACAUCGUAUCACACCCUAUGGAUCAAAUGUGUCAAGUUUUUGAACUUUUAAUCUGAAGUUCGGUUAGCUCCUCUUAUCUUAAACAAGAUGUAUUAAACUCAUUUAGUAGAAUUGUCUUGAGAAAACAGUAAGGAAUGUUAGUUUGGUUUCAUUU
Molecule: messenger RNA, 663 nt
Organism: Arabidopsis lyrata subsp. lyrata
Lineage: Eukaryota; Viridiplantae; Streptophyta; Magnoliopsida; Brassicales; Brassicaceae
Product: putative non-specific lipid-transfer protein 14
Exons: 2
Coding region: 119-481 (120 amino acids)
Biological process (GO): lipid transport
Cellular component (GO): membrane
Molecular function (GO): lipid binding
Source: RefSeq, a predicted model, not a curated record